UCGACUUCAUUUCGACUGAGCAAAGAGCUCCUUAAUCAAGCCAGGAACCGUCUACUUGAGUUCCAAGAGGAAAAAAUGGAGGAUAUGAAGCCAAUCAUUAUCAAGGAAAAUGUUCUCGCGAAGCCUACAUCAGUUAUUGCAGAACUGAGCGAAAGCUUCCUGUUAGCAUUCGUUUGGUCGAUGGAAAAAAAUUAUAGCUUACGAAAAGAUCUUAUUGUGGGUCUGAAUAAUUACUGUACUGCCGACCUUACCAUUCGACCACAAGAACUUCCUAGAUCUCCGAAGGGAGACCAUAUCCAACUCUGGUUGUUGAAGUUGGCAACAGCGAGACUACCCUUAGUUUACAUGAUCUUUCGACAGGCUACUUUUCUAACAAAUACGACCAUCAAAUUUAUCUUGCGAUCAAAUUAUUUUUCCAUGCGUCAGGGCAAUGCUCGCAUUGCGCUACCUAC
Messenger RNA from Funneliformis mosseae, 452 nucleotides. The record is from the annotation of a GenBank genome assembly. Lineage: Eukaryota; Fungi; Glomeromycota; Glomeromycetes; Glomerales; Glomeraceae.